AAAUUGUAAACACAGCUAAAGGUUGAGCUGUCCUUCUCAUGCGAUAGCGGACGAACAGUUUCGCUUUCCGCCUGUCUUCAGAGACACUGUCAAGACACAAGGAUAUAGCACCAGAUUGAUGGAGAAGGAUGGCACGAAUUUCGUUGGAUUGCCCCAACUCUUUACAAGGGAUCCCCCUCAGUGUGCUGUCAGUGCCCAUGGAGAAUAAAUACAAAUGUCAGCAGUGUCUCCAGGUCCUGAGGAAGCCUGUCCAGGCUCAGUGUGGCCACCGCUUCUGUGUACACUGCUUCAAGCAGCUCACCAGUUCUGGGCCAAAGCCUUGUGAAGCCUGCCGCCAAGAGGAGAUAUAUGAGGAACCCAUUUCCAUUCUAAAUAGCAAUGAGGCAUUUCCGGACAAUGCAGCCGGUAGAGAAAUAGCAAGUCUUCCUGCCAGGUGUCUAAACCAAGGCUGUAAUUGGACAGGCUCAAUAAAAGAAUAUGAGGCUCAGCAUGAAGGUCGCUGUGAAUUUGAACGGAUGCAGUGUGAGGCCUGCCAAAUGUCAAUCCUUCGUACGGAGAAGGACAGACACAAUGAGAGAGAAUGUGAAGCAAGAACGCUCAACUGUAAAUACUGCAAAAUGACCUUCAACUUUAAAGACAUCAAGGCGCAUGAUGAAAUCUGUCUGAAGUUUCCAUUACAAUGCAAGGACUGUGGCAAGAAGAAGAUACCAAGAGAAAAGUUCAGUGACCACAGCAAAACAUGUGCCAAGUCAAAGAGUGCCUGUCCAUUCAGUGAUGUGGGCUGUAAAUCUGUGAUAGACAACGGGAAGCUGAGCGACCAUGAGCACAGCAGCACCAUGGAGCACUUGCGUCUGCUGCUGCCCAUGGUGCUGUCCAUGGCUCGGACUCGUGCUGAUGCUGUACCUCAGGGAGAGUGGCAGGAGGACUCAGGUCUGGGCCUGUACAGGGCUCCUGAGGAGGGAGUUCCUAUGGGCUUGGGAGCUGCAGCCUCCUUGCAUUCUGUGGACGUGGACAAAAAGGUGAAUGCUUUAGAGAACAUUGUAUGUGUCCUGAACCGAGAGGUGGAGCGCAGCUCAGUUACAUUGGAAGCUUUCUCGCAUCAGCAUCGUUUAGACCAAGAAAAAAUCGAAAACCUCUCCAACAAAGUGCGUCAGCUAGAGCGGACAGUCAACAUGAGAGACUUGCAACUGUCUGAAACUGAGCAGCUGGUGCGAGAGCUGCAGUUCUGCACCUACGAUGGAAUAUUUGUGUGGAAGAUCUCUGACUUCUCCCGCCGCAGACAGGAUGCUGUGGCCGGUCGAGCACCUGCAAUGUUCUCACCAGCCUUUUACUCCAGCAAGUACGGCUACAAAAUGUGUCUGAGGCUGUAUUUGAAUGGUGACGGGACAGGGCGAGGAACGCAUCUUUCGCUGUUCUUCGUUGUCAUGAGAGGAAAAUGCGACGCUCUGCUCAAAUGGCCAUUCAGUCAGAAGGUGACUCUGAUGCUUUUGGAUCAGAACAACAGGGAGCACAUCAUCGACGCUUUCCGUCCUGAUGUGAGUUCCACAUCCUUUCAACGGCCCAUCAGCGAGAUGAACAUCGCCAGUGGCUGCCCGCUUUUCUGUCCGCUGGCUAAACUGGCUGGCAAGAGCCCCUAUCUGCGAGAUGAUACGAUUUUCAUCAAAGCUAUUGUCGAUCUCACAGGCUUGUAGGGUGUAGUCUGUGGAAGGUACACCAAAGCAUGUAAACCAAAAAACACAAAAAUUGAAAAUUAAUAGUUAUAUUACUAAUAAUGAAAUAUCUAUAUGAUAUUAUCAUAAUAAGAAUGAUAAUAUAUUAAGAUGUAACUAUGGUAUUACACAAUAUAUCUACACUAUACUUUUAAGAACGUCUUCAGGUGUCACAUGACAGAUGAAGGGUGUGUAGAAUAAUCGUGAUGGUGGGUCUUUAAUGGUUAUGGUAUCCAUCUUUCGUGAAGCAAUUGGAUAUAAAACAUUUAAGAUAUUUCUCUUUAAUGUCUUGUGCAUUCACACAAAAAGUUUCAACUAUAAAGUUGUCAGUAGGCGUUAAGAAGAAGUGCUUAAAAGAGAAUGAGACAGAACUCAAGGAGGUCAUCUGUCAUCCUAAUGUGA
Plectropomus leopardus (leopard coralgrouper) is the source of this 2111-nucleotide messenger RNA. RefSeq names its product Tnf receptor-associated factor 2b (gene traf2b). The record is from RefSeq and is a predicted model, not a curated record. Gene Ontology annotation, biological process: regulation of JNK cascade; regulation of apoptotic process; tumor necrosis factor-mediated signaling pathway. Gene Ontology annotation, molecular function: zinc ion binding; ubiquitin-protein transferase activity; tumor necrosis factor receptor binding. Gene Ontology annotation, cellular component: cytoplasmic side of plasma membrane; plasma membrane signaling receptor complex. Lineage: Eukaryota; Metazoa; Chordata; Actinopteri; Perciformes; Serranidae.